This is a messenger RNA of Penaeus chinensis, 3199 nucleotides long. RefSeq names its product mucin-2-like. The transcript has 9 exons. The record is from RefSeq and is a predicted model, not a curated record. The coding region runs from base 86 to 3079 and encodes 997 amino acids. Lineage: Eukaryota; Metazoa; Arthropoda; Malacostraca; Decapoda; Penaeidae.
AUCGCUCCUCGUCGCUGCCGCCCCGAAGCCGCUUUAACGCGAGUUGAGAGAACCGUGCACAUCGCGCCGGAAUUUCUUCGCUGCCAUGAGGCCGCUCGUGCUGGUUGCGCUGCUGGCCGUCGCGGCUUUCGCUCUGGUGGAAGCCGACAGCCUCUGCCGUAUAGCCGGGGGUAAAUGUGUGAAGGGUGACAGCCGGAGAGGGAAGAAGUGCACGCAGAUUUCGGAAGGAGAAUGCAAGGUCGGCACGGUCUGCUGUGAAGGGAAGAAAAGCACCAAACCCACGAAGCAAGCAAAACCUGAAGGCUGUAAAGCCAGCGACAGUUGCACCGAGGCUGGAGGAAAGUGUCGGAAGUCGUGCAAGGGACAGCCGUUGGGGGAGGACUGUCCAGGCAACUGCAAGUGCUGCAAGUCCAAAGGAAGGAAAAGCACCAAACCCACGAAGCAAGCAAAACCUGAAGGCUGUAAGGCCAGCGACAGUUGCACCAAGGCUGGAGGAAAGUGUCGGAAGUCCUGCAAGGGACAGCCGUUGGAGGAGAACUGUCCAGGCAACUGCAAGUGUUGCAAGUCCAAAGGGGAGAAAAGCAUCAAACCCACGAAGCAAGCAAAACCUGAAGGCUGUAAAGCCAGCGACAGUUGCACCAAGGCUGGAGGAAAGUGUCGGAAGUCGUGCAAGGGACAGCCGUUGGAGGAGGACUGUCUAGGCAACUGCAAGUGCUGCAAGUCCAAAGGUAGGAAAAGUACCAAACCCACGAAGCAAGCAAAACUUGAAGGCUGUAAAGCCAGCGACAGUUGCACCAAGGCUGGAGGAAAGUGUCGGAAGUCCUGCAAGGGACAGCUGUUGGAGGAGGACUGCCCAGGCAACUGCAAGUGUUGCAAGUCCAAAGAACCAAAGAUCAAACCGAAAACUGCCAUGAACGAUAGCAAAGUUCAAGAAAAGAGGAAGAGAUGCAAGAACAGGAAGAAGAAAUGCAGAAAACGUGGUGGAAAAUGCGACGAAAAUUGCAAUCCAAAUAGUGUCAUAAAGACAUUUUGCAAAAAAUCGAACCCUUGUGUUUGCUGUGACAAAAAUAAAUGUGCCGCGAAAAAUAAAAAUAAAUGUGAUAAAUUCAAAGGCUCUUGUAAGAAGAAAUGUGGUUCCAAUCAACGUGAGAUAGACGGAGGAUGCAAAGGUAAAACAUGUGUUUGUUGCGCCAAGAAAUGCAGGGAAAAAGAUUCAUGCAAAGAAGCAGGAGGAGAGUGCGUCACCUACAAGAAGAACUGCGAGCAUGGAGUGAUUGCAGGUGGUUGCAAGGGCAAGAAAUGCGCUUGUUGCAAGCCAGCCUCAACGCCUGCACCACCAACAACAGCUCCGUCACCUGCAUCACCAACAGGAGUUUCAACACUUGCACCAACUACAGCGGUCCCAACACCCGCACCACCAACAGUUGCUCCAACACCUGCUCCAUCAACAUCAGCCCCAACACCUGCACCACCAACAGUGGCUCCAACACCUGCACCUACAACAGCUCCAACACCUGCACCAACUACAGCAGCCCCAACACCUGCACCACCAACAGUGGCUCCAACACCUGCACCAACAACAGCUCCAACACCUGCUCCACCAACAGUUGCUCCAACACCUGCUCCAUCAACAUCAGCCCCAACACCUGCACCGCCAACAGUGGCUCCAACACCUGCACCAACAACAGCUCCAACACCUGCUCCACCAACAGUGGCUCCAACACCUGCACCUACAACAGCUCCAACACCUGCUCCACCAACAGUGGCUCCAACACCUGCACCUACAACAGCUCCAACACCUGCUCCACCAACAGUUGCUCCAACACCUGCUCCAUCAACAUUAGCCCCAACACCUGCACCGCAAACAGCGGCUCCAACACCUGCUCCAUCAACAUCAGCCCCAACACCUGCACCGCCAACAGCGGCUCCAACACCUGCACCAACAACAGCUCCAACACCUGCACCGCCAACAGUGGCUCCAACACCUGCUCCAUCAACAUCAGCCCCAACACCUGCACCGCCAACAGCGGCUCCAACACCUGCACCUACAACUGCACCGCCAACAGCGGCUCCAACAACUGCACCGCCAACAGCGGCUCCAACAACUAGACCGCCAACAGCGGCUCCAACAACUGCACCGCCAACAGUGGCUCCAACACCUGCAACAACAACAGCGGCUCCAACAAAUGCACCAUCAACAGCGGCUCCAACACCACCACCAACAAAUGCUCCAACAACCGACGCACCGACGACAGGUGCUCCAACAACAGAUGUCCCAACUACAAAUGCUCCAACUUCUGCAACAACAGCAACACCAGGAAAUGCACCAACCGAUGGACCGACAACAAAUGCUCCAACAAUAGAUACAUCAACAGCAAAUGUACCCACAACGGAUGCUCCAACAACAGAUGCUUCAACAGAUGUACCGACAACGGAUGCUCCAACAACAGAUGCUUCAACAGAUGUACCGACAACGGAUGCUCCAACAACAGAUGCUUCAACAGAUGUACCGACAACGGAUGCUCCAACAACAGAUGCUUCAACAGAUGUACCGACAACGGAUGCUCCAACAACAGAUGCUUCAACAGAUGUACCGACAACGGAUGCUCCAACAACAGAUGCUUCAACAGAUGUACCGACAACGGAUGCUCCAACAACAGAUGCUUCAACAGAUGUACCGACAACGGAUGCUCCAACAACAGAUGCUUCAACAGAUGUACUGACAACGGAUGCUCCAACAACAGAUGCGCCUACAACAAAUGCUCCAACAGAUGCACCGACAACGGAUGCUCCAACAACAAUUACUCCAACAGAUGUACUGACAACGGAUGUUCCAACAACAGGUAUACCUAUAACAGAUGGACCUACAACAAGUGCUCCAACAGGUGUACUGACAACGGAUGCUCCAACAACAGAUGCGCCUAUAACAUUUGGACCUACAAGUGCUCCAACAGGUGUACUGACAACGGAUGCUCCAACAACAGGUGCGCCUAUAACAGGUGGACCUACAACAAGUGCCCCAACGGGGACCCCAACCGAUGUUACAACGGGAACGUCAACCGGUGCUUCGACAAUAUAGAAGAAUAAGCAACGCCCAACCUCCAUUGGUUUUCUUUUAUUAAUUUGCAUUUUUCAACAUUUUGCUGAAAGCGGAAAUUGAUUAUUUGGCAUUUUUGAUUUGGUAAAAUUGUAGCAUGAU